This is a messenger RNA of Linum tenue, 450 nucleotides long. The record is from the annotation of a GenBank genome assembly. NCBI's taxonomy places the organism in Eukaryota, Viridiplantae, Streptophyta, Magnoliopsida, Malpighiales, Linaceae.
AUGGAAGUAAGCUUGUGGGCAAUUGAGUUGUUGAUGAAAGAACGAGCAAGAGAAAUUGUUGAGCGAUGUGGAUGUCGACUACAUGAGCCACAUGGUCUACCAUGUAAAUGUAAGAUGGAUGCAGUUAGUGAUGUCGGCGUGGAGUUACACCCUCACAACUUACAUCGAUUAUGGUCAUCUUUGGUGUAUGAGUGUCCUCCUGAUUGUACAAAAUUGGAGGACCAUGAUGCCAUUGAGCAUGACAUUUUUGCAACCAUGGUGGAGGAUGUGAACAAGCAAGGACCAGCUACUGUCUGGAAGGAAUCUCAAUUACUACUCCCUCAUAUUCGCCCACAAGUUGCAGGCCUACUAGACCCUAGGGAGUUAGAGACUCCAAAGGGACGGCCAUCAAAGAGAUCGAUGACUCGCUCUGACUAUCACAAUAAAAUCCCACCUAAGGUCCAAGUAUAA